Messenger RNA from Cladocopium goreaui, 2028 nucleotides. NCBI's taxonomy places the organism in Eukaryota, Dinophyceae, Suessiales, Symbiodiniaceae. The record is from the annotation of a GenBank genome assembly.
ACGUGCGAAGAUGUCGAAGCCCGGCGUCGUGCGCAUUGUGCCAAGGAGUCCCAAUUCGGGACACCUUGUGCCCAAAGUCGUGAACAUGACCAGCGUUGCAACCCCCGUUCCGUCCAAUGGGAUCCCUGGGCAAAGCUUCCAGAGGGUCACGACGGUCACUAGCACUCCAAGCUAUGUGGUGAACGGUCUGCAGACCAGUGGCUCAGGCCAUUUCUUGCACCGUGCACCUGUGGCACCAGUGCGAGUCCCAGCAGCCGCACCGCUUGCACCUCCAGUGGUGUCAGGCCCCCGACAUUUGCGACAACCUUCGGUGACAUACACCGUGGUUGGGCCACCCAGGACAGUGAUGCCCAGCACAGUGACUGCCACCACAGUGACCUCCACCAAUGCAGUCGCGGCCGCGAUGAUGGUGACAUCGCCAAAAAAGUUGCCCCCACCAGCUGUGGCUCCACCGGCACCGGCGGUACCCACCUCAUCGAAACGCACUUCUCCAUUUGCCAAUAUGGAGUUCAGUCAACUGGCUGAAGAAAAGGAGGAUGAAAACAUGAACUGCCUCCGUGCCUUCUGGCAGGAGGCAUUGGCAGAGCCGAUGAUUGCGACUCUUCUGGCUUCGAGCGAGCACAUUGACAAAAACAUGUACUGGGAGAAGCGCCGCAUUCAAAAUCACGUCCGCCGCUUGCUCGAGGAGAUCCAAGAACGUCUUGGAAUCGAGAUGGAGGCGACGCCUCAAGACUUGGACAGCUUCUUCAACAAGCUCCUGCAUAUGGCAACCAAAGGGUCCCUGCAUGCAGCUCGUGAACUCACUGAGAAGGACUUGAGCAAACUCUUGGAGGGGAUGAACCUUUGGCCAAUGGAGCUUGCAGCCGUGGAUCGGAACGAGGUCCUGGCGGCCUUGCAGGCUCCAUCUGCCGGUACCACCAAGCAGAUCCUGCGAAAUGAACGACCAAUCAAGAAUUCGCUGACGGCCCAUACCUUCCGUGCAGCAUUCGAGCAGGUACCUUACAAUCUUCCAGAGUUUCCCGUACCAGCUCACAUGAUCGAAAAGGCCUUCCUGGGGCCAUACACGGAAGCUCAACACCAAGCUGUUGCCGAGGCCAUUGCGACCUGCUGGCGCUAUCCACAGACAGGAGUGGAUCGCAUCAAGGAUUUCUUCUGCACCGGCCUGGUGUCCAUUGAGGAGAUUCAGUGUGGUUUACCUCGCCUCAUUCCUCGCACCUUGGUGGAGGAUGCAGUGGCUCUCAUCAUCCGCAAGGCUGCUCCCCAGUUCACGCAGCAGGCGUGGGACUCGUUGGUGGUCGAGAUGCUUAAGUCUGAAGAAGAGCUCCAAGACCAACUGCAGAAGCAGGAUGAGGUCUCAAUCUGCAGCCAGGCAGCUGGCCGAAAGAACAGCUGCCCCGUGUCCCUGGACUCUCCCAAGGCUGAAGCUCGUGAGGUCACAGGUCCACCAAGCUUUGCUGGAAAGAGUCGAGAAGAUGAGUUGUUGGGGAACCCGACUUCCUUCGAUGACUCGAGGGCCGAUGAGAGGCCCAAAGGUUUAGUCAUUUGUGGUGACUCCUGUGAGGUCGCUGAGUGCCUCACCAUGAAACGUCGCGUCGUGGACUGGUCAACGGCAGGUGCGAAGAAGGAUGGCAGGGCCCAACACCAAGCUGAUGCUGGUGCUGGAUCCAGGAUGAGUUGGGGCACCGCUUGCUUCAAGGAGGAGUUGAUGUCAUCGCUCAAAGCCAACAAAGCUGACUUCGCUCCCGGUGGACCGUGUGGAGACGUUGACCCGGUGCAAACGCUGAGUUUAAAGUUCCACAAUGAAUGUGAAGGGCCUUACCUGGCCCGCGCCUUCGCUCACUGCUGUGAGAUCUAUGACAAGCAGAGGCCCCGCCGUUGAAGUUUACCGCACUUUGAACAAAGCUUCAGCGGCAGGCGAGAGAGUCCGGUCUCAAACGCAAAGCUCGCAACUUGGGCGUCUGCUCAAUCCGGCCUGUCUCCGGCGUGUGGAGACAAAACAUGCCAUGGAACAAUGUGCAAAUGAGUCUG